AUGGGUGCAAAAGAUAAAUCACAGGCAUAUGCGGAAGAUGAAACGAUGGAUACGAUUAGUAUCCUGAGCAGUUCUAUUGAUCAAUUAAGUGUUGGUCCAUCAGAAGACGCGAAUACAUUGGAAAAUCCAAAAACAUGGAAUCAGCAGUUUCAGAGUAUUGUUGAUGAUUUAUUAGAAGUGAAAAAAUUUGGUUCGAAAGAACGCGAAGGACAUUUGAAGAAGCUAUAUAAUCUGUGUACUCGACAUUACGUAAAACGAGUUGCUGAAAAAAUCGGUCCUUUGGAGGAAAUACUCUUAAAGCUUUUUCAUUCUUCACCUUCUGAUACAGAAGUUAUUCUGUCAAUGAGACUGCUAUGUGCUCUAUGUUUGGCUUCAGUGUUUUCAGUAGAGGGACUUUGGAUUGCUACUGAGGGUCGUUUUAAUGCUCUCGUAAAUGACCCUCAUUCGACGGCAGUGAAGUGCGAAGCUAUGCUCUCCUUUUCUCUAUUAACAGUACUUUUGGAUUCUGAGCCUGAUAUUAUGGAUUUUGGUUACCAACUUGCAAGCAUCAUCGAGUCUGAUGGUGCCGUAGUUGACGCAGAGGACAACGAAGACGUCGUUGGCAUAGCUUGCCAAUCUCUCGGACUUUUGGUCACAGGUAUAACCUCCUAUAGUGACUUUGCCUCUUCUGCUGCUGAAGCAGUAGCUGAGCAGUUACAAGCUGCCAGCAUAGACGUACAAAUGGGAGCUGGACAAGCUCUAGCUGCUUUGUAUGAACGGAUUGCGGACACAUAUUCUGACGAAGAAACUUUAAGAGGAUCCAUAGAUAAUGAUAUAUUGCCAGAUCGCGUUCAUUUAGUUUCUAUUCUCCGUGAUCUUUCCACGGAAUCCUCAAAAAGCAUCGCUAAAAAACAUAGAAAAGUCUUACACCAAACCUUCCGAAGUGUCCUUCAAACAAUUGAGAAUCCUGGUUCAUCUGGAAACAUGAAAUCUUCUAUGAGAAUAGGCAAGUCUACGGUCCAGCUUGACACCUGGAAAAAGAUUUUGCGAGCUCAAGGUCUUAAGUACAUCCUCCGAUCAGCAUUUCCUAUUUAUUUUGCAAAAAGCUCCCUUCUUCGUAACUUUAUGGAUUAUUCUGGGUAUGUUGCUGGUAUAGCAAUGAGCGAUCCUGAAUCCGAUUAUGAAGAAGAAGAAGGAGACAAUUACAUUGAGGACAAGACAAAAAGUCUUACAGAUGUGGAAAGGAGAGAGAAAGAACGUACUCGCGACCGACAAAGACGCCAAGAACAGAGAAACAGAACUGACUUUGUUAAUUCUUAUUACUUCUCUUAA
Messenger RNA from Schizosaccharomyces osmophilus, 1311 nucleotides. RefSeq names its product Armadillo-type fold protein, IFRD1-like protein, implicated in transcription or signaling. The coding region runs from base 1 to 1311 and encodes 436 amino acids. NCBI's taxonomy places the organism in Eukaryota, Fungi, Ascomycota, Schizosaccharomycetes, Schizosaccharomycetales, Schizosaccharomycetaceae. The transcript has a single exon. The record is from RefSeq and is a predicted model, not a curated record.